Aspergillus homomorphus CBS 101889 is the source of this 870-nucleotide messenger RNA. It is a transcript of the gene fgaFS, whose product is annotated as festuclavine dehydrogenase easG. The transcript has 3 exons. NCBI's taxonomy places the organism in Eukaryota, Fungi, Ascomycota, Eurotiomycetes, Eurotiales, Aspergillaceae. Bases 1 to 870 code for a protein of 289 amino acids. The record is from RefSeq and is a predicted model, not a curated record.
AUGACUAUUUUACUGCUCGGUGGCCGAGGCAAGACCUCCAGCCGGAUAGCCAAGCUGCUCCAGGGCAUUAACGCCCCUUUCCUCGUCGCCUCGCGGUCCACCGACCCAGCCUAUCCGCACAAGCAGGCGCACUUCGACUGGCUGAACGAGCAAACCUACGAAAGUCCAUUCACCACCGCUGCGGCCGCCGGAAUGGCCCCGAUCUCCACCGUAUACCUGGUUCCGCCGCCGGUGUUCGACCUCGCGCCGCCGAUGCUGCGAUUCAUCGACUUCGCGCGGCCUCGCGGCGUGCGGCGGUUCGUGCUGCUCAGCGCCAGCACGAUCGACCUCGGAGGGCCCGCGAUGGGCCAGGUGCAUGAGUAUCUGGCCAAGCUGGGUGGCGGGAUUGAGUAUGGUGUGCUUCGACCUACAUGGUUCAUGGAGAACUUCUCCACCCGCGGGGAACCACAACACCAGUCCAUCACCGCCGAUAACACGGUGUAUUCGGCGACGGGCAGCGGCAAGAUCCCCUUCGUCUCGGCCGACGACAUUGCGCGCGUUGCCUUCCGGGCGCUCACGGAUGCGGUCCCGCACAACAGCGAUCAUGUCAUUCUCGGCCCCGAGCUUCUGUCUUACGAGCAGGUGGCGGGGGUCCUGUCAUCGCAUCUCGGUCGCAAGAUCACGCAUACGGAUCUCUCCGAGGCGGAGUACGCCAAACGGCUGGAGGCCACCGGUAUGCCCCCGGAUGAUGCGACGAUGCUCGCGGGCAUGGAGACCAUGAUCAAGGAGGGCGCGGAGGAGCGGUUGAAUGAUGUGGUUCAGCAGGUGACGGGUGCUGGGCCGAUGAGCUUUGAUCAGUUUGUGGCGAGGGAGAAAGAUUGCUGGGCUUGA